Branchiostoma floridae (Florida lancelet) is the source of this 625-nucleotide messenger RNA. RefSeq lists its product as uncharacterized. Lineage: Eukaryota; Metazoa; Chordata; Leptocardii; Amphioxiformes; Branchiostomatidae. The coding region runs from base 257 to 625 and encodes 122 amino acids. The record is from RefSeq and is a predicted model, not a curated record. The transcript is spliced from 4 exons.
GAACAUGCCAACAGAACACCGGCAGUUGUCGUUGUUUCUAACGUUCUUUGCAUCAUUGACCAGCCGUUUUCUUACACAUUCACCGUAAAGAUAACGUUAUGGAGCCCUGAAACUGACCAAAACGCAGCGAAGGACUAUCCGCAGCAUGUAAUCGCAGGUCAAGCGCAAGGGCCGGAGAGAGGAGCAGCCAAAGUGUGCACCUAAUCUAUUCCGCAAGGCGACGCACUUAACCUAUGCGGUUUCUUUGGGGUCCAGCAUGAUGCCAGCUUCGUCUGCCAACCAGGUACAACACUCCACCAAUGGUGGAGACACAAGGGAACUAGCAGGGGCUUUUGAUUGGGCCCUAGAGACAGGCGAAAGACUUGGACGCCAGGAAGAGUCAUGGAGAACUUUGCAUGCGAGAAGUGUUUCAAAGAGUGGAGAACCGUGUACUGAAGGACUGUACUCAAGCCCGUAUGUAGCUGCUGCUUCAUGGGCCUUGCUUUCGUCCGUCUCACCUGAGGGAAAAUGUUCCUGUGUACUGCAGGGUGUCCGGGAAAUCAUGAACCGUAUGGCUUCCUUCCUCAUAAUUAGGAGACAUGAAGUAGCAUGUCGCUUUACAGGGCUCGAAAUACUGGCAAUAUGA